CACUUUUUAAAUUAAUUAGUAAGAUGAGUACCAGCUCGGAUGAAGGCAACUGUUCAAGCCAAUCGGCUGGUGGUGGUGCUAAUCAGGAAAAGAUGUACAAAGGCGUUCGGUGUAGACGAUGGGGCAAAUGGGUAUCUGAGAUUCGAGUUCCAGGAAGUCGAGAGCGGCUCUGGCUUGGCACAUUCUCUACGCCGGAGGGUGCAGCCGUGGCUCAUGAUGUAGCUUCUUACUGUUUGAGAGGGAGCACUUCUUUGCAUAAACUUAACUUUCCGUCUAUGUUACCUCCAACAGCACGGACAGACCUUUCUCCUAGGUCCAUCCAAAAGGCUGCGUCUGAUGCUGGCAUGGCCAUAGACGCGCGGUUUAUUACGUCUAGAGAAACCACACCAAUUCAUCAUGAGGCAUUGAACAUUUCUGUAGAUGAUUAUCUUUGAGUUUAGUGAACUAUUUCCCCACCGUUGUAGGUCGACAUUGAGAAACAUAAUGUGUGUGUUCAGUGGUGGUUCUUGAAUAUUAUUUUUAGCAGUAAUACAGUUUUUCUCUAUUUGAAUGUCUAUGAACUUGGAGUUAGAAACGUUCUAUUA
Molecule: messenger RNA, 584 nt
Organism: Helianthus annuus (common sunflower)
Lineage: Eukaryota; Viridiplantae; Streptophyta; Magnoliopsida; Asterales; Asteraceae
Product: ethylene-responsive transcription factor ERF019
Exons: 1
Coding region: 24-434 (136 amino acids)
Biological process (GO): regulation of DNA-templated transcription
Molecular function (GO): DNA binding; DNA-binding transcription factor activity
Source: RefSeq, a predicted model, not a curated record